Tribolium madens (black flour beetle) is the source of this 1271-nucleotide messenger RNA. RefSeq lists its product as uncharacterized. The coding region runs from base 374 to 1192 and encodes 272 amino acids. The record is from RefSeq and is a predicted model, not a curated record. Lineage: Eukaryota; Metazoa; Arthropoda; Insecta; Coleoptera; Tenebrionidae. The transcript has a single exon.
UGUGUUUCACUUUGCAAGUAAAUUUAAAAUCGGGAAUUCCAAGUCUCAUUUUUCUAUUUCAAACCAAAUCAAUGAUGUUUGCAUAAGCAGUCAAAUCAUUAACUUUCCUAUCAAAAGUUCCGUGAACUCUUUGACGCGCUGUGUUAUUCUAAAUUUACGAGUAUGUGCAUGGCUGUAAUUAAACAAUUUAACUGAAACGCUUAUUAAACUAAUGAGUAAUUACAAUAUCCGCCAUAAACACAUCAAGUAAUUUUACAAAUGAGGAGAUAAAUCAUAUGUGCAAUGGAGCCGCUCGAAUUUUUUUCAAUACAAACCUGGAUGAACCAAACCUUCACACUCUACUUAUUCCACAUUUGAGAUUUGAAUCACUAACAUGAAGGUGACGUACGUAAUUCAGGCCCAUUUUAUAUUAGUGAUUAAGUGUGGUUUGAGUGAUAGUGAUAAUAACACCACCACAGAACCAGCAUUUGAUAACAACACUGACGUGGUAUCCGAUACAACCACCGCUAUUGAAACAACAACUCCUGACACGAAUUUUGGUACUAGAGGUUUUUACGGUGGUUCGUAUUACAACGCAAAGGCUUGUAACCCCCACAACAUCCACUACAUCCAUGGUAGCUACCAAGCACCCAUCAGAGAUUACUACAGAGUCCAAAAAUAUUUCCGCGACCAUGGUUCCGAUGAGACUUUCGAUUAUUACUUAGGGUACGGCUUGAGCAAAAUGACCGACAUUGAUUUCCAGUACCAUGACUACCAUUAUUACUACCAUGACAUCAAUAGAACCAUUUCCGACAAUGAGACAAUUCCGUCCGACCAUGUGAUUAGUUGUCAUCCAAAUGCAACGUUUUUGUGCCCCGAAAAUUCAGAAACGGUUUGUUUAUUAAAUGGUACCGUUUAUUGUAUGUCUAAAAUAAGUGUAGUGGUACCCUGCGACCAUGAUAAUAAUAUUAUGUGUAUUAAAACUACGGUACCAUGUGUACGAGCUUGUAUUUCAGUGGCGUAUGAUUUUGAAACAAUUUUUUUGCCUUGUUUGGCCAGUAUUGAAAUAGAAGAUGUUUAUGAAGACGAUAAAGGAAUGAGUAUUAGUACGGUUGGCGGUACUUUUGUUCUAGUACCAGCGUUGACAAAGAUCGAGAGAAUGUAUUGUGUGACGGUUAUUAUUGACCCAGAACCAAAAGAAGAAGAGUCGUAACAAAUUUUAUUGUAUUUAAAUAAAAAUUUAGAAACAAUAAAUUUUUAGAAAAAAAAAUACUUGGUUUUACUGCCCUUAA